AUGUCGCUCCGAAGACUCGCGACGAAGGCCCUGACGGGAGCCGCGACGUUCCAGCGCGCGGUUUCCCAUGGCCCUAACGGUUUAUUCGCCCGGAGCGCGACGGGCGCGGAGGCGGCGUCGCGCAUGCUCGCUCGUCAGGCGCCCGGCGGAAGACGCUUCGCCAGCGCCUCGACAAAUCCCGACCCCGCCAAGGCUUGGUCGAUGUACUACACGCACGAGAACGCAUACCUGAACUGGGUCCGCAACGGCGCCACGUUCACCGCGGUGGGUAUGGCGUUCACCAUCUUCAAGGGUCAGACCGAGCACGCUCCGGUGUCUUUGGGGGGAUGCGUGGUACAGUCCAUGGGGGCGUGUUACAUGGUUUUGGGGGCAACACAGUACGUGACCUCCAGCGUGGCUCUAAGGAAUCUGAUGGGCAUAUCCCCGGUGGGGUGGGCGUGGAUAUCUCUCAACGCAUCGUGGCCCACAGCCCUUUACCUUAUCGGUCUCUCGUGCUUUCACGGCCUGCACCCGCGAUGGUUGCUGGGCCUCAUCGCCGAUAACUCAGCAGUGCUGCCGGCAAGACUCCAGGAGCGGAUCUUCCAGCUCGUUGCAGAGGCGAGGCACAAGGAGUUCGAAGAGAAGUCCAAGCGACGUCGAACGGGGACGAGGACGGGGUUCUGA
This is a messenger RNA of Micromonas commoda, 663 nucleotides long. RefSeq lists its product with no specific name. The transcript has a single exon. Bases 1 to 663 code for a protein of 220 amino acids. NCBI's taxonomy places the organism in Eukaryota, Viridiplantae, Chlorophyta, Mamiellophyceae, Mamiellales, Mamiellaceae. The record is from RefSeq and is a predicted model, not a curated record.